AUGAGGAAGCCAUGGGUCAAUGCUCUUAUUGUCAAAUUACUGGGUAAGAAGAUUGGAGUAGGAUUCAUGAAGAAGAAGCUUGAGGGGUUCUGGGCUAAAUCGAGUGUUAUCACAGUUGCUGACUUAGGGAAUGAGUACUUCUCAGUCAAGUUCACGCGCCUUGAAUACCUUAACCUGGCUAUUAUGGGAGGACCUUGGAUUAUUCUGGGCCACUAUCUUGCAGACAGAAGGUGGGAGCCAGGGUUUGUUCCAGAAAAAGCCAACAUUCACAAAGUUGCUGCUUGGAUACAGCUUCCAGGUAUCCCUCAGGAAUACUUUGAGUUUCACUUCUUGAACUUUAUUGGUAACCUCAUAGGAAAAGUCCUUAAAGUGGACAAAACCACCACCAUUGGUGACAGAGGAAAAUUUGUGAGGGUCUGUGUUCUCUUAGACCUCUCGAAACCUCUAAAAAGAAAGUAUGAAGUAGAGGAUAAUAAGAUGAAAAUAGAGUAUGAAGGGCUCUAUCUCAUCUGUCUGCACUAUAGAAGGUACGGGCACAGUAAUACCACUUGUCCUGACCUUUGCAGACAACCCCCUCCUCCGAAUAAUCCUAAAGUGAGGGAGAUGUCCCCUGAAUCCGCUCUAGGAGUUGAACAAAAUUAUGGUGUGGGCCUCUAG
Gastrolobium bilobum is the source of this 657-nucleotide messenger RNA. RefSeq lists its product as uncharacterized. NCBI's taxonomy places the organism in Eukaryota, Viridiplantae, Streptophyta, Magnoliopsida, Fabales, Fabaceae. The transcript has a single exon. The record is from RefSeq and is a predicted model, not a curated record. The coding region runs from base 1 to 657 and encodes 218 amino acids.